Messenger RNA from Pseudozyma flocculosa PF-1, 3558 nucleotides. RefSeq lists its product as uncharacterized. NCBI's taxonomy places the organism in Eukaryota, Fungi, Basidiomycota, Ustilaginomycetes, Ustilaginales, Ustilaginaceae. The coding region runs from base 1 to 3558 and encodes 1185 amino acids. Gene Ontology annotation, biological process: nuclear-transcribed mRNA catabolic process, deadenylation-dependent decay. Gene Ontology annotation, molecular function: mRNA 3'-UTR binding. The transcript is spliced from 2 exons. Gene Ontology annotation, cellular component: cytoplasm. The record is from RefSeq and is a predicted model, not a curated record.
AUGGCACCCCACGAAGCCUCAAAGGCGGGCCCGUUCGGCAAGCAUGCUUCCGUGGCCAACCUCAAUGGGCUAGCCCAGCUCUCCCGCUCCACGUCCUCGAAUUCUGUGCCGUCGGCCCGGCCCGUCCCGCAGAGGAGCGUCAGCGGCAGCGUCGAGCCUAGCCAGCAGCAUCUCAACGGCUUCACCGCCAUCGCCAGCCCGCUAGCGACGCCGAGCGAGCUCGUCCAGGAGGACCCUGUCGCGGCGCUGCAUCCGAGCAGCAACAGCGGCAACAGCAAGCUCGCCAUGACCGGAAGCCCCACGGUAUUCGGCGCGGGCUCGCUCCCACACAACACCGGCGGAUGGUCCGACUCGUCGACUUACCAGACGGCGUCGGGCGCCUCCAGCGUCUGGAACGGCCGUUCGGGCCUGGCGUCGGGAUCCCUCGACGGCGAUGCGCUCGCUACCGCAAACACCUCGGAGGUUACGACGCCGGGCCGCGCGACCACAAUGGGCCCUGGCGACCUGCCCUCGAGCUCCUUCUCCAGAUCGCCGCUCGCCGCCGGAGACGGGACUGGGGGCACCUGGUCCUCGGUGGCGGGGAGCGGACCCUCCAAUCAUGGCUGGCCGAAGGACGUCCCCACGGCCAGCACGGCCGACUUCCACACCAGUCCGACGGCCGCCAAACAGCGCUUGUCUCCGUCAGAAGAUAGGCGCCGCCAGCAGACAGUGGUACGCACGGUAUCGCCGCGCGCAUCCGGCAACGUCCUGCCCGAUCCCGGCAACGCCCAGAGCACGGCGACGACCACCAGUCACGACCGUGGCUCCGGUCCCUCUGGAGCGAUCGCCGCUCAGGGCAACGCCAGGACGGUGCGACCGGGCGGGCCGGGCGGAGGACGUGCCGUACCCAAGAACCCUCCUAUCCGCUCGACGACGCUCGAUCCGAGCCACCACCUGCCGGGCCAACGGAGGCAAAGCGGCAUCGAUGACGCUAGCCAGGACGACCCCCGUAGUGGCGAUGCUGAGCUGAGCGACGAGCUCCGCAACAUGUCUAUCUCCAGGAACGACACAGCGCCCGCCACCGACCUGCCCUCCCACCUAGGCCAGGCAGUGCUUAGCCCCGCCAGUACCGAUGUUCCGCUCCAGCCCACGAUGCCCAACCAGCCCUUGAUGAUGCCGCAGCAGCCGCAUGGGCCGUAUCAGCCGACACCGCAGUUUGGUCACGCCGCGCGCUUGUCGUCGGCGUCGUACGGCUCCCUUUCGCCCGUGCCUGCGCACGUCGAGGGCUUCUCGCCGUCGAUGCCGUACUAUGCCAACAACGCCAACCGUAGCCCCGACGCCUACGGCGGCUUCGCGGGCCUCGGCCAGCUCAUGCCUGCCAUGCCCGGCAUGGGCGCAGGCAACGGCGGACCCGUCAUUGACAUGUCGGGCUACGAGUCGUACCGGACGACGCCGGAUCCCUACGCCCCGCCCGUCCCUGGCCGCCAGAUCUUCAUGUCGCCGAGCGGGCCACCCUCGCAGGGGUCGACGCCGCAGAGCCCGUCGUUCGGACCCUCGCCGAUGCCGCCCAUGGGACCUGGGCCAAUGCGACCCAGCGACGCCGUCUUCUACCCUGGCCCUGCAGGUCCCUAUGGCGUGCCCGGCAUGGCUUCGGGCUCGAUGUCGCCCGUGUCUCGGAACGGCAUGCAAAUGCCGGGUACGCCGCAGUUUGGCUACGCCAGCCCUACCGGCCCGCGCAACAUUCCUCAGAGCCCUUCGCUUGGGGGAUCCGUGGGGAUCGGCCUGUCGUCGAUGCCCAUCCCUCAUCCCGGCACCCCAGUCUUCCCACCGCAGAGCCCGCUCUUGCCCAGCCAGCUGGGCGGGCCCGCCGGGAUGGACAAGCGGACGCCGCCACAGGCCCAGCCUGCGCAGCAUUUCGGUCCUGGCCCUUUCCGCAGGUCGAUCUCAAGUGCCGACGGCUACGGAGGCCCGCAGAUGAUGCCGGCCCAUCCGCCGCCGCCCUACGCCAUGCCCGGCGCUCAGCAGCAGCAACUUCACCAACACCAGGGUCAGCCAUAUCCGGGACCGAUCAAUGGCCCUCCGGGCGCCGCCAUGCAAGCUGGACCCGCGAUGGGCUGGAACGGCCGCUUCCCGGACCACCGAAGGAUCCCGACCGGGCCUGGCGGCGUCAUGGCCCCUCCGAUGGGAUUCGGCGGCGGUCCGAUGCAUCCGCAGCACGGGCUGGGUGGCGCUGCUGGUAUGGGUGUGGGCGUCGGAGGCUUCGUGCGGCCCCCGGGUGUGUUCCCUCACCACGGCCGCGGCGGCCCGCACGGGCCCGGUUCGCAGGGCAGCAGCAACCGGAGCCCGCUGCUGGAGGAGUUCCGCAGCAGGCACUCCAAGAACCGCAAGUUUGAGCUGCGCGACAUCUUUGGCAGCGUGGUCGAGUUUAGCGGCGACCAGCACGGCAGCCGCUUCAUCCAGGAGAAGCUCGACUCGGCAUCGGACGAGGAGCGGACCAAGGUGUUUGACGAGCUGAUCCUCAGCGCUCGCCAGCUGAUGACGGACGUGUUCGGCAACUAUGUGAUUCAAAAGAUGAUCGAGCACGGCACCGAGGCGCAGCGGACCGCGCUGGCCAAGGAGAUGGAGGGCCACGUCCUGGCCCUCUCGCUCGGCACGUACGGCUGCCGUGUCGUCCAGAAGGCCUUUGACCACGCCGACGAGGAGCAGCGGAUCCGGCUCGCCUGCGAGCUCGACGGCCACGUCUUGCAGUGCGUCAAGGACCAGAACGCCAACCACGUGGUGCAGAAGGUCAUUGAGCGCGUCGACCCGCUCAAGAUUGACUUUGUGCCGCAGGCAUUCCGCGGCCAGGUGCUGGUGCUGGCCGCCCACUCGUACUCGUGCCGCGUGCUGCAGCGCAUCUUUGAGCACUGCCGCGAGGAGCAGAGCCGGCCGCUGCUCGACGAGCUGCACGCCGAGGCGUUCCGGCUGAUGCAGGACCAGUACGGCAACUACGUGAUCCAGUGGGUCCUGCAAAAGGGCCGCCCGGCCGACCAGGCCCAGAUGAUUGCCAAGAUCAAGGGCCAGGUCUUGCCGCUGUCGAGGCACAAGUUUGCAAGCAACGUCAUCGAGGAGGUGAUCCGCUCGGCAUCGGCCGACGACAAGGCCGAGCUGAUCGAAGAGAUCCUCACGCCGCGCCCGGUCUCGGAAGGAGCGGGCCCGACCCCUGUCCCUUUGCCUACCGUCGAUGCCGCCAGCAACAACGCCUCGCCUGGCUCUGCUGCUGCUGCUGCCGCCGCCGCCGGUCCGCAGAGGAUCGCGCCGGCCGUCAUCAUGAUGAAGGACCAGUUUGCCAACUACGUCUUGCAGCGCUUCCUCGAGAACGCCAAGGGCGAGCAAAAGGCGCGGCUGGUGGCGGCGAUCCGGCCGCAGCUGCUCAACAUCAAGCGGUUCUCGAACGGGUACGCCAAGCACCUCGCCGCCAUUGAGCGGCUGCUCGACGAGGCCGAAGCCGCCUCUGCAGCAGGCGACGGCGCUUCCCCUGGCCCGACACCGGCACCGAAGACGAGCAGCAGCGUUGCCGACGCUCCCGUCGCCGCCUGA